Messenger RNA from Nasonia vitripennis (jewel wasp), 2003 nucleotides. RefSeq lists its product as uncharacterized. Lineage: Eukaryota; Metazoa; Arthropoda; Insecta; Hymenoptera; Pteromalidae. The record is from RefSeq and is a predicted model, not a curated record. The transcript is spliced from 7 exons. Bases 1 to 1551 code for a protein of 516 amino acids.
AUGUCUUGGGGAUGUCACAAUGACGGCACGAGCGGCCAGCAUGCGCCCGAUCAGAAAUUGGUUAAGGCACCCCGUACUACAAUAUCCGGCCCUGACACGGUUAAACUUCAGGCGCCUGAACAGGUGUAUAAUGCGGUAAACAUCCGGCCCUGGUUCGAAUAUAUGGCAAGAUUUUCAUCUGAUGAAAGCAAUAGUGAUGAAACUGACAGUUCAGGUGAAUACUCAGACAAGGAAGAAUUAAACGAGUCUGUUUUUAUGAGUGACUUGAAAAAGUGGUUUUAUAAUUAUAAUAUUCCAUACAGUCACUUGGAUGCUCUUCUAAAAACAUUGAAGCCAUAUCACUCUGAACUUCCAGUUAGUUCAAAAACUUUUUUAAAAACACAAGGAAGUACAAAACGCUAUAAAAUUCAAAGAUUCAUUCCAGAUGAUAUGACAAAUGAUCCGCAAUUUCACCAAGAAACACUGGAGUUGCAGUUUAGUGUUGAUGGCCUACCACUAUUUCGUUCUAGCAACAAUGAGUUUUGCCCCCUACUAGGAAAAGUUCAUUCUGACAAAGUCUUGUAUGAACCAUUUGUGAUUAGUGUACAUUGUGGAAAGGGCAAACCUACCUGUGUUAAUACAUAUUUCAAACAGUUUAUUGAAGAACUAAAUACUCUUCUAAAAGAUGGUGGUUUAAUAAAAAUUGACAAUGAGCUUCAAAGCUUACUUUAUGUACCAGCAUUAACGAAUGCUGUAGGAAUUGGCAAUGAUGAUCAUGAAGUCGCAGAUCCAAAGUCUCCAAGUACAAGUUUACUAAGUCAGAAUCCUGCUGAAAAUUCCUUUGAAGACAUUAUCGAAACAGCGGUAGAACAGAAUCAGCAACAAAGCAGCAAGAAUGAUACGCAUGGACUUGAUUUAGCAUCAUUCAAGGCUGAAAUCACCAAACACUUUGACGAAACCUUAAAAAGGGUCAAGGAUAGCCUUAAAUCAUACAUCAAAGAGAAAAAUGGUUCCUUGGAAGCUAAAAUAAUCAGUAUACAGUAUGAUGUAUCUCAGAUAAAAACGUUUGUUCAGGAAAACAGACCCUUCAAAGACAGCAAAAAUGUUUUGUCUAUAGACAAAAUAAGUGAAAUAUAUGGGCAUACGUUUCCAAUUCUAGAAUAUGAGGAAUUUAAGAUUUUUGAUAAAAAAAUUGUUGAAGAUCCCUACGAUUCUUUCAAAAUAUACUUUGGGUGCAAUAUAAAUACUAGUGAGGAGCAUAUCCUGGUUAAAGUAAUCACACCGAUUUUCAAGACUUUUUUUGCAAGAGACCUUAUAAUCCAAUUCACUGCACAAAAGAAAACUAAAAACAAAAGUAAAAACAAUAUUCUGAAAGACACCAAUUUUUAUAAAUGCUUUGCGGAUGUUAUGAACCAUGCAUAUAACAGAGACAUUACAGUUCUACAAAGCAAUAAAGUGCUUACUCUACUCGGUGCAAUGAUCAACAACGCUUAUGAUUGGGAGGGCUAUCGAGCCAAACGAAUAAGGGCAUCUGUUAGCGAAAGCGAUUCUGAUGAUAAUGUGGUUAGUUAAACGAAUUAAUAAAUAAUAUCUAACAAUAGGUUUAUAUGUAAAAAGUUAUAUUUGUAUGCAUUAAUUCAAAAAUAAAAAUACUUUCAUUCUUUAUUUCAAUUCAUUUAUUUAUUCCAUGCAAUCUUUUACGAUUGAUAUUUGCUCAAAUUUGAAAAAAAAUAAUGUACUUCAGGCCCUAUCCGGCCCGGAUCUGACCGUAAACGAUUUGAAUCUGAAAAACUUCAGGUGUUCUAUAAUGCUACCUGACAUACCCCGGAUCAGCACCUGAUUAAGCUGAUAAACAAUAUAGAACUUACGGGCCGGACGUCGACCCCAUUACACCCAUACUACGGGCCUGAUACGGUCCUUAAUUUGGCCCGGAUCAGGGGUUUCAAAUCCCGGCUCCGGCCCGGAUCUCGCCGGAUUUUCUAUUUCUGAUCGGGCGUGACCUCAAAAUGCCCGGCACGCGAUGU